UUAAUUACUCUUGUGAAUGACAUUUUUCCUUAAGUAAUGCAUUGGUAGGACCAGUAUGAAGUACCAGUGAUGCUCUAUUAUGUUUAGUAUCUAUUGGUAACCAUUACAUAUAAUUCUAUUCCAACAUGUGUUUUAUUGGUUUUGGAGAAACUAGGUGCAGAUUUCUUUAUGUUUCACAACAAAACUAUUCACAGGAUUUAUUUUACUGAGUGGAAGUUAGACAUGGAUGCAAAAGAGAGAUGAAGACGGUUUUCUAGGCAAUGCUGGAAUGCUUCACUGCAAUACUGCGGUCAUGAACUGUUUAACAUUAAUGUAGUUUUAGUUUAGCAUGUUUCACGUGGAUUAUUUUAGAUGAAACUGAAUCUUCUUCAAAUCACUGUAGAGAAGAGGGAAGGAAAAUACGACUUAAAAAUUAAAUCACAGGAAGAAUUAGUUAAAUACCUCCAAACAAGACAAUGCGUGAGGAAAACUUGCAUCACCUCUGUAGAACUGCCAUAUAACAUUUGAACUCAGGGUGUCACUAUAGACCAACUGAGGAAGCUAAUAUUUAGUCCGCUCUGCACACCACCCAUGACUGGGAUCUACCGCUCUGUAGUCUUUAGUCUUCAGCGUCGGUGUCAAAUGGUUCGAAAUCACUUCUAUUAAUCGAAUCGAGCGUUUUAGUGCCUGAAAUGAACGCGUUUCUGUUUGUGAAGUACUAUCCGAUGACGAUGAAUAAGCAGCGCGUUCUCCGGAGCUAUUGCUUUGUCUUUUUCUUUGUAUUGGCGAGCGACGCCCGCGGAGACCUGACCUAUUCUGUACAGGAGGAGCUGAAACACGGAUCUGUCAUUGGAAAUGUUGCCAAGGAUCUCGGACUGGAUGCGAACAGACUGUUUGCUCGUAAAGCUCGUGUUGACAUGGAAGGAAGCGACAGACAAUAUUGCGGAAUUAACCAGAGAAACGGAGAUUUACUCGUUGCGGAGAGAAUAGACCGAGAGGAGCACUGUGGGGAAAGGCCUUCGUGUGUGCUAAGGUUCGACCUGCUGUUAGAGAAUCCGCUGGAGUUACACCGGUUGUCUCUGCAGGUGCAGGACAUUAACGACAAUGCACCAGUCUUUCCGAAGGAUGUUAUAAAGCUUGAUAUUAGAGAAUCGGGGGUCAAAGGAGCGAGGUACCGCAUUAAUGCAGCACAAGAUGCCGACAUAGGGCAGAACUCCGUUCAAAGGUACAUCUUGCAACAAAACCCCCACUUUGUGUUCAGCAGUCAGACGACAAAUUCUGGAAAUAAAUACGGAGAGUUAGUUUUGGAUAAGGAGUUAGACCGAGAGGAGCAGCAGGAAAUUAAGUUGUUGCUGACAGCUGUGGAUGGUGGUUCUCCCCAGAAAUCCGGGACAGUAGUCAUACAUGUCAUUGUGCUCGAUGCUAAUGAUAACGCUCCGGUGUUCACGGAGGCUAUAUAUACAGCCAGUAUACCCGAAAACUCACCGUUGAAAACCCCAGUUAUCACAGUAAGUGCAUCUGAUGCAGACGAAGGUGUAAAUGGAGAAGUGACUUACGAAUUUAGUCGACUCUCUGAUAAAUCACAAAAGCUUUUUUCACUCGACCAGAAAACUGGAGAAAUCCAAGUAACAGGUGUCAUAGAUUAUGAAGAAGGAUCUAAAUAUGAAGUGAUGAUUGAGGCCAAAGAUGGUUAUGGUCUGUCUUCAGAGGCAAAAGUGAUUAUUGACAUCACUGAUAUAAAUGACAAUCCUCCAGUGAUAUAUUUGAAGUCUCUGUCUAACCCCAUACCUGAGAAUGUUUCACCUGGUACAGAGGUGGGAAUAAUUAACGUUCAGGACAGAGACUCUGAGAAAAAUCGACAGGUCCGCUGUUCCAUCCAGCGAAACGUCCCUUUUAAGUUGGUUCCUUCUAUUAAAAACUAUUAUUCUCUGGUGACCACUGGACAACUGGACCGUGAACUAGUGUCUGAUUACAACAUUACAAUCACUGCCACUGACGAGGGCUCUCCACCUCUGUCCUCCUCUAAAACUUUUGAAUUAUCCGUAGCUGACAUCAAUGACAACCCACCUGUGUUUGAGGAACAGUCCUACAGUGCAUAUGUGAAUGAAAAUAACAAACCUGGCUCCACUUUAUGUUCCGUUACUGCUCGAGACCCCGACUGGAGACAAAAUGGUACAGUGAUUUAUUCUCUGUUAGCUGGUGAGGUCAACAGUGCCCCAGUGUCCUCCUAUGUAUCUGUUAAUGGAGACACAGGUGUGAUCCACACUGUGAGGUCAUUUGAUUAUGAACAGUUCAGGAGUUUUAAAGUUCACGUGAUGGCCAGAGACAACGGUUCUCCUCCACUCAGCAGCAACGUGACAGUGAAUGUGUUCAUAUUGGAUGUAAAUGACAACUCUCCUCAGAUACUGUACCCUGCCCCAGAGGGCAACUCAUUCAUGACUGAGCUGGUCCCCAAAGCUGCACAUGGAGGCUCUCUGGUGUCCAAAGUGAUAGCGGUGGACGCAGACUCUGGACAGAACGCCUGGCUGUCCUAUCAUAUAGUCAAAUCCACUGAUCCUGGACUUUUCACUAUUGGUCUCCACAGUGGAGAGAUCAGGACACAGCGGGACAUUUCUGAAUCUGACAGCAUGAAACAGAACCUUAUUGUGGCAGUGAAAGAUAACGGACAGCCCUCUCUCUCUGCCACCUGCUCCAUGUAUUUACUUAUUUCUGAUAACUUGACUGAGGUGCCAGAACUGAAGGACAUUUCUUAUGAUGAGAAGAAUUCCAAACUGACGUCUUAUCUGAUAAUUGCUCUGGUGUCUGUGUCCACCUUCUUUCUGACCUUCAUCAUCAUCAUCCUGGGUGUGAGGUUUUGUCACAGGAGAAAGCCCAGACUGUUGUUUGAUGGAGCAGUUGCCAUCCCCAGCGCUUAUCUCCCUCCUAACUACGCAGAUGUUGACGGCACGGGAACUUUACGCAGCGCUUACAAUUAUGACGCCUACCUGACAACAGGUUCAAGAACCAGUGAUUUUAAGUUUGUGACAUCUUACAAUGACAACACGCUGCCUGCUGACCAGACUCUGAGGAAAAGCCCUUCAGACUUUGCUGAUGUGUUUGGAGAUGGUGAUAGUUCUCCUGAGGUAGGCAAUAUUUACGUGCACUUUUUCGACCGCUCCUAUUAACACGCUUAAUCUUCAUGCCUGCAUUUGAGCGUGUUUCACCUGCUUUUUAAGUUUUCCAUUCAUUUCACGAAGAUAUUGAAAAUUUUGGAAGGAUUUUGGAUCUACUUUUUCAUAAUAUUCCGAAAUUGUUUUUUCCUGUUCUUGCGAGCU
Messenger RNA from Mugil cephalus (flathead mullet), 3293 nucleotides. RefSeq names its product protocadherin beta-15-like. Bases 672 to 3143 code for a protein of 823 amino acids. Gene Ontology annotation, biological process: homophilic cell-cell adhesion. The record is from RefSeq and is a predicted model, not a curated record. NCBI's taxonomy places the organism in Eukaryota, Metazoa, Chordata, Actinopteri, Mugiliformes, Mugilidae. Gene Ontology annotation, molecular function: calcium ion binding. The transcript has a single exon. Gene Ontology annotation, cellular component: plasma membrane.